Molecule: messenger RNA, 588 nt
Organism: Drosophila ananassae
Lineage: Eukaryota; Metazoa; Arthropoda; Insecta; Diptera; Drosophilidae
Exons: 1
Coding region: 14-484 (156 amino acids)
Source: RefSeq, a predicted model, not a curated record
AGAAGACAAUAAGAUGGAGGGCCUGCCAUUGUUGAUGCUGAUCGUUUACUCGAUUUUGGUCCAUACCACGCCGGAGAUUUUGGCCAGAAGCUGCAGUCCAUCUGUAGGGUUAAAGUCCAACAAUCUGGCCGAUAAAGAAACCCAAAUCGAUCUCAGUCAGUUGAGUGAGAAGCAGUUGAAACAAUUGGUCCAGCAAUUGGCCAAGUUUCAGACCCAAAAGGACAUCGACGAGGAGGAUGAGGUGGAGCAGGAGCAGCUGGAGGAUGAGGAUUACGAGAAUCAGGACGAGGAUCACAGAGGCAGCAGUCGUCCUUGGAACAAAGUCCAGAGGAUAAUACGUCGGCAAUUGGUGAAAAUACCCAGAAGGUAUCUGAAGAAACUGCUCCGGCAGUUCGGCUUGGCAAGAUCGAGUGGAAUUGGUAGUCUCCGAAAUGGAGAUUUGAGGACACAAGUGGAGGAGUAUUAUCUUAUACCAUUGGAGUAAAAAACAUGCAGUUUUUAUAGAAUUUAAGGUUUUUUUUUAUUGAAAAGGGUUAAGGUUGUGGUUUUGAGGACUAAUAUUUUUAAAUUAAUUUAAACUAAGCAUGG